Didymodactylos carnosus is the source of this 1065-nucleotide messenger RNA. The record is from the annotation of a GenBank genome assembly. Lineage: Eukaryota; Metazoa; Rotifera; Eurotatoria; Philodinida; Philodinidae.
AUGGAUGUAUGUGAAAUGGUAGGCAUUAUAUUUGAAUAUUUGAGAUCUCAAAAGAUAGUCUAUGAUGUUGACUUAGUUAUCAAUUUAUUAAAGUCAGACAUUUUAAAAGCUUUUUCACUGGCAAAUUCUAAUCUGACUCUUCUUAAUAAGCACAAGCUUUUUAUUUUUUCUAUUCCGAUAAUUAUUAGUGACUCUGCUAUACCGGACUCUCGUCAUAACGAAGACAUAGAUGAAAUUGUCGGACCUUAUCGUUCUCCUCGGACGAGAAAAAACAAAGAUGUUGUAUAUAACGAAGAAUGUUUUCGAGAUCUCGUUCGUACCAACGAAAAAUGGGAUGAAGAAAAGAAAAAAAUUAAACGAGAACUAUUGCAUUUGAAAGAUGAGCAUAACAUCACUGAUAAAGGACUCGAUGCCAUUGACAAAUUUAUUAAAAAACAUCAGAAGUUUUUUUCAAUCCAUUUCGUUCGUAAAAAUAGGAAGGAAGUUAAUCAAAAGUUUCCCAUUGUUAGUGUCGUAGACGGUUCUUAUGUCCAGUUUGAAUAUGCUAUAAAAACUGCUUUAUUCAUAGCACAGCGUAAAAAUCGAAAUCUUCAUCAACUACCACAGAUAACCUUUCGGCUGAAUAUGGAUGGAACCCUUAUUGGUAACAAACAUAUUGUAGCUAUAUCUGUUAAUUGUGUUGAAGGUGGUCGUGAUUGUCAGUCACCAAAAAAUUUAGUUCCUGUCAGUCUCUUUGAGUUUCCAAAAGAGUCAUGUGAAUUAUAUCGAAAGAUCCUUCCUAAGUCGUUCCUGGAUAGCCUGAGUAGCGUUACAUAUGUCCGUUUGAACAAGAAAGACAUUCCUAUCAAGCUAAAACUUGGAGGUGAUUUCAUGAAUGCCGUUUAUGUCUUUGGGUUAGCGGGCGUUCAAUCAAAUUUUCCUUGCAUAUUUUGUACUCAACAUAAAAGUAAAUUAGGACAACCCGAUACAACUUCUUACUUUGAUAUUCAAAAAGAUGCGCGAACGUUAGAAGAACAGAAAUUGUGCUUGAAAAAAGGAGAACAGAACAAUAAAGGUUAUAAAUGA